AUGGUCCUGGGCAAACCAGCUCCAUUGGUCAGUACUUUCAGGCUAAGCUACUACUCAAUACUGAAUUUAAUGAGCCGUGCUGAGGGACAAUUUACUGCUGAGCAUGUUAUCAGGAAUUCCUUUCACCAAUUUCAGUAUGAGAAGGCAUUACCUGACAUUGGGAAAAAGGUGUCCAAGCUGGAAGAGGAGGCUGCAGUGCUUGAUUCUUCUGGAGAGGCUGAGGUUACCGAAUAUCAUAAGCUACAGCUUGAGAUAGCCCAAGUUGAAAAGAAAAUGAUGGCAGAAAUGAUGCGGCCUGAAAGAGUUCUCUAUUUCCUUCAAUCUGGUAGGCUGGUUAAAGUAAGGGAAGGUGGCACAGACUGGGGUUGGGGAGUUGUAGUCCAUGUGGUGAAAAAGCCCUCUUCUGCAUUGGGUUCUUUGCCUGCUGCGCUUGCUUCUUCCCGUGGUAGCAGUUAUAUUGUGGACACUUUGCUUCAAUGCUCUUUUGGCUCAAGUGAAAAUGGUUCUCGACCCAAACCAUGCCCUCCUCGUCCUGGAGAAAAGGGGGAAAUGCAUGUGGUUCCUGUUCAGUUGCCUCUUAUUUCUGCACUCAGCAAGCUCAGGAUUGCUGUUCCUUCUGAUUUACGUCCAAUAGAAGCUAGACAGAGUGUUCUGCUUGCCAUUCAGGAGCUCGAAAAACGUUUUCCACAGGGCUUUCCAAAGCUUAAUCCUACGAAGGACAUGGGUAUUGAAGAUCCGGAGGUUGUUGAGCUGGUUAACCAGAUUGAGGAACUUGAACAGAAAUUAUUUUCCCACCCACUGCAUAAGUCUCAAGAUGAACAUCAGAUUAGAAGUUUCCACAGAAAAGCGGAAGUGAAUCAUGAAAUUCAACAGCUGAAGUCAAAAAUGCGUGAUUCACAGCUUCAAAAAUUUCGUGAUGAACUUAGGAACCGCUCACGGGUUCUUAAAAAGCUGGGUCAUAUUGAUGCUGAUGGUGUUGUUCAGUUGAAAGGACGAGCAGCGUGUUUGAUAGAUACAGGGGAUGAGCUCCUUGUUACUGAAUUGAUGUUCAAUGGUACCUUUAAUGAUCUUGAUCAUCAUCAAGUUGCUGCUCUGGCAAGUUGCUUCAUUCCAGGAGAUAAAACAGGGGACCAGAUAGAAUUAAAAGCUGAACUUGCUAAACCACUGCAACAGCUUCAAGACAGCGCUAGAAGAAUAGCAGAGAUACAACGUGAAUGCGGACUCGAAGUAAAUGUGGAGGAAUAUGUGGAGGCAACAGUUAGACCAUACUUGAUGGAUGUGAUCUACUUGUGGUCAAAGGGAAAAUCUUUUAAAGAAGUUACAGAAAAGACAGACAUCUUUGAAGGUAGCAUUAUACGACAAGCUAGAAGGCUGGAUGAAUUUUUAAAUCAGUUGAAAGCUGCUGCUAAUGCUGUCGGGGAAGCUGAUUUAGAGAACAAGUUCACAGCAGCUAGUGAGAGCCUUCGCCGAGGGAUAAUGUUUGCAAAUUCACUGUACCUCUGA
This is a messenger RNA of Fraxinus pennsylvanica, 1503 nucleotides long. NCBI's taxonomy places the organism in Eukaryota, Viridiplantae, Streptophyta, Magnoliopsida, Lamiales, Oleaceae. The record is from the annotation of a GenBank genome assembly.